Ustilago hordei is the source of this 372-nucleotide messenger RNA. RefSeq lists its product as uncharacterized. NCBI's taxonomy places the organism in Eukaryota, Fungi, Basidiomycota, Ustilaginomycetes, Ustilaginales, Ustilaginaceae. The coding region runs from base 1 to 372 and encodes 123 amino acids. The record is from RefSeq and is a predicted model, not a curated record. The transcript is spliced from 2 exons.
AUGAAAGAAGUGUCAUGGGCCUGGAUGCUCAAGAAGCAGGAGGGUCACUGGUUCAUAUGGAAGGAGCACAGGAGGACCGAGCCAUAUGCGAGGAGGGCCAAGCACAGCCAUGAGGAGGACCAAGCUCAAGGAGCAGGCACAGCCAUGAAGAGGACCAAGCUCAAGGAGCAUGCAGAUGGUUACCACUCAGGGGCUCGAGAAGAGCAGGGUCGACAGGUCCUGAGGAGGAGGAUCAGUGUCGAAGGAGUCAACAUCACUCAGGAGGCACAAGGGUGCCAAACAAGCAGGGUAGCAAGGAGGAGGAGCAGUGUCGAAGGAGUUGACACAGUUCAAGAGGGACAGGGGUACCAAGCAGGCAGGAGAGGCCCCUGA